GCAAACUGUCAGACAUUCACCCACAUUAGCAUUUACGCUCUUCAAAAUAUGCUUGCUCGUAUAAGCAUAUCACACAAACUGAUGACGAUUAUCGGUGUUGUGUCAACAGCUCGUGUUUAACUACGAUUCAUGAUAUGACCGUUUUAUCUCCAGCCAGUGGCCGUUCUUUUCAAAACAUUUCGACAUCCUUUUUAUUUCAGAGUGACAGACAGGAUUGAGAUACCGUUGCUGUAGAAGAACACUCAAAGAAAAGAGGUUAAAAUGCAAUCUGCCCGGGUUCUUGCCAGCCGGCUCUUGUCUUCUAAGAUUCCACUCGGAUCUCCAGGAUGUCUUAUUUCGAGGCAACUGGUUUGCUUUGAUCCAAGAAAAACAACACAGAUUCUACAAAGACAGAAAUCAACGACCGCCUCACGAUGGGGCCAGCCAGCAAGCUCCGCCUUCGACGACCACGCUGCCCUGUACGCUGACCACAACUGGGCGAGAUCGAUCCCCAUCACCGACGUCGACAAGGACAUCGAUGCGAAGAUGGUGGUCGUUCAGUGGGAAGACGGUGACAGCCAAAGGUACCCUAAUGUCUGGCUAAAGAGCAAUUGUCACUGCGAAGGAUGCUACAGUAAAGGAGCACAUGGGAAACUGAAGUACACCCAGCACCUCGAUUUGGACAUCCAAGCCGAUGACGUCACAAUCAACCAAGACGGUCAAAUGCUCUCCAUCAGAUGGAGUGACGGUCACCUGACGAACGUUCCCAGCAACUGGCUCCGGUGUAACCGCUUCGAUCAGUCCGAUCGCGAUCCGAUAGCCGACGCCAAGCUUGAUUUGUGGGGUUCUGACGUCAUGACCUCGGGCCGCCUCCGAACGUUUGAGUUUGAUGAGCUUAUGCAAUCUGAUAAGGCUCUCCUGGACUGGCUUUCCGAGAUAAAAGUUCUUGGCAUAUCGCUUGUUAAGAACGCCCCCAAAAUAUCACACCAGAUUCAUAAGUUGGCUGAUCGCGUAGGCUAUGUUACACCGAGUACUUUUGGCACUCAUAGUGACGUCAUGGCUGUUCAGGGCGGAGACAUGCUUGGGUUUUCGAAUGGCUAUCUUCAGCCCCAUACAGAUUUCUCUUACUACGUUAGCCCACCGGGGGUCGCCCUUUUCCACUGCAUCAAGAACACAUCGACGGUCGGCGGUGAUAGCCUGCUCAUUGACGGGUUCAAAGCUGCCAUGGAGUUGAAAACCGACCACCACGACGACUUCCUAAUGCUGACCAAACACGAGGUCGAGCACGUGGCCAUCGCAGCGAACAAGAAAAUCACCCAGCAAGGAUUCUAUCACCAUGCCAGACAUCCUCUGAUCAAGUUAGAUUCCUUGGGUCAGCUGAAACAAAUCACAUUCAACGAGAUAUACCACGCCUCUCUAUUCCGCGUUCCAGUUGAUGACGUCAUACCUAUGUUUUCUGCCAUCAAGAAAUUCAACAAGAUACUACUCCGGGAUGAUAAUGUAUUCAAACAUAAAUUGAAAGAAGGGGACAUACUUACCUUCAACAAUCACCGCAUGCUCCACGGUCGUAGCGCUUUCACAUUGGACACGGGCAGGGUGGAACGCCACCUACAGACGUGCUUUGUAGAGUGGGACUGCGUUCUCUCAAAGUUGCGUGUUCUCAAAAAAUCUGUAUAAAUCACCCGGAUGGGAGGGCCGUUUCAUGAAGUUGUUCGUAAGUUAAGAACGGCUGGUCAUCCUUUCUUGUGUUAAAAUCAUAAUGAUCUUCACCAUUAAACAUUCAGUGGUGAUUAUUUAGCGCGUAAGAAAUGAUCACCAGUCGUUCGGAAAGUCGCUCUUGACUUAAGAACAGCUUUAUGAAACACCCACCCGAAGUUACUCAUGGCUUUACGCAGACUGGAAUAUGUUCUGAGGUGGUAAGUCAACUACAAAGGGAUAUAUCACAAAGCAUAAGAAAGGAUCACCAGUCGUGUGUAAAGUCAUUCGUUUUUUGUCAUAAAAUAAUGGUUUGGAUCCAAAUAAAAUGAUUGGCUGAUAUAUAUGCGGGAACAGACAUGUAUUUUAUCUUAACAGGGAUAUGUCCUAAUAACUGGUACAUAAUGACUAAAGUUCUAUUUACAGGUCGUUGUUCUGAGAUUAGGAUGAAAUAUAAUACAACAACGAUCCCACAUCACUAUCUAAUCUGGGACACUGGAAUAUUAUAGCUCAAACCAGAAGGGAAAGCGUCAUAGAUGAUAUAGUUUCCUAUUAUUAUUAAAGAUAUCAAGUUUUUACUUUUUUCGUCAUGAUUUUUGUGACUUUAAGGAAUAUAUGACAUUAACUUUUUUUAAUCUCUAAUGGAUUUGUUUAUAUGGUUUACGUAAUCAGAAAUAUUGUAAUGUUAAUAAAGUACAUAGUUAGUCCGAAGUGAUACUAAAAUCAGGCACCGCACAUAGUGUUUUCUGAAGGGGGCGGAAGGGCGAAUGUGAAAAUAACAUAAUUUGCCAAAUGAGAAAAUUAGCGUAUUUAGCAUUUAUACUUCACACUACUCGUAAAUUCCUACACUCCUUUUGCCUCUAUAUAUUGUGUUUAGAUCAUAUGAAAAAUAAUAACGGCGGUAGUCCAGCUGACUACCGCCUUGUGUCACAACCUUGUUUAUAAUUUUACAAGCAUGUUGUAUGAAUGAUUCCUAGAUAUGUUUUGUUUUCAAAUUCUUGUUACUGUAAUCUUCAACGCAAUGAAGAAAGUUUUAGAAUAUCUCAAUCAAAACUUUUAUAUUGUAGAAGAAUAACGAAUUUCAACCACUCUCUUCCUCAUGUUCUUCCUCUUUCUAUAUUGCUCUCUAUCUUUCUUUCAUUCUUUCUUUCUUUGUCUCUUUCUUUCUAUCUCUCCCUCUCGAUUCUAACCCUCAAUCUCCCCAAUCUUUUCCUCCAUCUCUCUUAUUCUAUCUUUCUUUCUUUCUCUCCCUCUCUCUCUUCCCCCACACUCUCCAUCUCCAGCUCACUCUAUCUACCCAUCUUUCUGCUAUUAUUUCCACUCGAGUUGCCUUUUCUUCGUCUGAGUAAUAGUGAUAUCAUGCUUCCUCCGUUAGAUUUCACCCGAAAUUUUCGACAUUAAAAUUAGAAAAAGGUCAAACUGGGUUGUUUGAACUUGAACAACGAUACAUGUCCAUUAACUUUAUUCAAUGUUACAUAAUCAGUUAUUAUCCAGAUACAAAAACACAUUUCCCCCUUCACAUGAUUAUAUAUAUAUAUAUAUCUCCCAAAUUCAUAUAAUUCUCAAAGUAAAUAGCAUAGCCAGACAAAAUUGUUCAUUUCUUUUUUGUUCAAUUUCGGAAAUAGGAAGUGAUACACAAAAGAACACACAAUAAGAAGGGAUCUAUCGAAUUAAUGUAUGGUAGUAGUAGUCGCAAUAAUAGUACUAUAGUCAAGCCCUCUCAUCCUACUGUCUAUUCCCUUCGUAGUUGUGAUAAAUACUGUAUAUUCAAUAAAAUUGCUUUGUAA
Molecule: messenger RNA, 3461 nt
Organism: Lytechinus variegatus (green sea urchin)
Lineage: Eukaryota; Metazoa; Echinodermata; Echinoidea; Temnopleuroida; Toxopneustidae
Product: gamma-butyrobetaine dioxygenase-like
Exons: 8
Coding region: 262-1656 (464 amino acids)
Biological process (GO): carnitine biosynthetic process
Cellular component (GO): mitochondrion
Molecular function (GO): gamma-butyrobetaine dioxygenase activity
Source: RefSeq, a predicted model, not a curated record